Messenger RNA from Sinocyclocheilus rhinocerous, 620 nucleotides. Its product is annotated as transcriptional regulator Erg-like. Lineage: Eukaryota; Metazoa; Chordata; Actinopteri; Cypriniformes; Cyprinidae. The transcript has 2 exons. The record is from RefSeq and is a predicted model, not a curated record. Bases 254 to 490 code for a protein of 78 amino acids.
AGCACCUGUCUGUCUCUCCGUCUCACACACGUCCAGAAAAACAUCAUUGUUUCAGUUCAGCUUAUCUCUGCUCUCCCAAAUAUCCUGUUUCUUCGAGCUGCGCGUCCAGAACCAAUAGAAAGCUCUUCCUGCUGCGGGCUGACUUCACUUCCAGCUUUAGCACAAUCUCAUCCGCUCUGAACCGCGCUCGGCAGAACCUCGUAACCACACACACACACACACACACUCUCACGACGGCCUGUCCUGCUCCAGCAUGGCCAGCACCAUCAAGGAGGCGCUGUUGGUGGUGAGUGAGGAUCAGUCUUUAUUCGAGUGUUCGUACGGAGCGCCUCAUUCUAAGACGGACAUGACGGCCUCCGCCGCCGGCGAAUACGGCCCGAGCAAACUCAGUCCCAGAGUGCAUCAGCAGGACUGGCUGGCUCCGCCCACCGGACGCGUCACCGUCAAGCUGGAGUGCGGCGUGGGAGCGCAGGUGAGCGGAUCCAGGUGAGACGCACCUCCAGAGCAGGAGAGAGUUUAGACCAGGGGUCGGCAGCCUACGGCACACAGAGGGAUAAUCAGAGAUGGUCUUACUAUUGGGAGAUGAGAGGGUCUGUACUACUUACUAUUGGAGAAAGCGU